AUCAAAAAAAGGUUUUGCCGGCAUAGUCGGUGGCCUUCUUGCAAAGAAAGGGAAACGUGCCCAGUCUUCGACGAGUUCAAGUGGUACAACAGUAAGCUCGCACAACGAACUUGCUAUGUACCAGGGCGUGCCAUGCGAUUACGAUGACGACGAUGUCGAUUUUGACGUGCUCGGAUGGUGGAAGCGGAACGAACACAUGUUCCCAUGUCUCGGCAUGCUAGCAAGACAAGUGUUGUCCGUCCCAGUAUCAACCGUAGCAGUUGAACGAGAAUUCAGUGCUGGCGGCAACAUUCUAACCGACUACCGAAGUUGUCUUAACGCUGAAUCUCUUGAAACACUGGUUUGCAACCAAGAUUGGCUCUUGGCAAGACGUCGGGCUCAAGAGUCAUCGUACCAACUCGAAUCGGAGCAUUACAUGAAUGCAACCACAGAUGGAAGUCCGAGUUCUGAAGAAUAAGUUAUAAAUUUUUUUUAUGUUAAUGUAAAUAUGUAAUUAAUUUUUUCAGAAUGCAGCAGAAAUUAGUCCAAAACAAAUGGAAAUUGCAUAAUCUUCAUGUGACCAAAAGUAGGGGGGGGGGAAUAAUAAAUAUUUAGACAAAAUGAAAAAACGACAUCACUUGCAAGCAAGCCAUGCCUCAGCUUCUCCAUUUCCUCUCACAACUACCCUCUUUUUUUCCCUUUUCAAUAGCUCAGAAAAUUCAAAAUGAAAAUGGAUUGAAAGAAGUAAAAAAUCCACUGGCCU
This is a messenger RNA of Cuscuta campestris, 742 nucleotides long. Lineage: Eukaryota; Viridiplantae; Streptophyta; Magnoliopsida; Solanales; Convolvulaceae. The record is from the annotation of a GenBank genome assembly.